AUGGCGGCGCCCGCGCUGGGCCGCGGUCCGGCCCCGCCGCUCUCGCUGCCGCUGGCCCUGGCCCUGGCCCUGGCCCUGUCGCUGUCGCUGUCGGCGGGGUCGCCCCCUGCCGGGGGGGCGGCGUUGCUCGAGGCGGCGCCGCGCUGGGGCUGGCGGAACGUGUCGUGCCCGGUCUGUCGGCUGCUCUUCGGGGCGCUGGACUGGGCGCUGCAGCUGGAGCCCAACGUGGCACGCGUGGGGCGCGUGGCGGCCCGGCUGUGCCAGGACCUGCGGCUGGCGCGCCCCGAGAUCUGCCGGCAGGCCGUGCAGCUCUUCCAGCAGGACGUGGUGUCGGCCUGGGCCCGCUCGGUGCUGCGGCCCGGCGAGGCCUGUGGGCUGCUGCUGGGCCGGCGCUGCGGCCACUGGGACAUCUUCGGCGCCUGGAACAUCUCCCUGCCCGCCACCCCCAAGCCACCCGUGCAGCCCCCGGUGCCCCCGCCGCCCGGCGCCCCCACCGCCCGCCUCCUCUUCCUCACCGACCUGCACUGGGACCGCCACUACGUGCCGGGCAGCGAGGCUACCUGCCCCGACCCGCUCUGCUGCCGCGGCACUGCCCGCCACGGCCCCGGCGGCGCCGGCUUCUGGGGCGAGUAUGGCAAGUGCGACCUGCCGCUGCACACCAUUGAGGCGCUGCUGGCCCAGCUCCCCAGCGCGGCCCCCUUCGCUGCCGCGUACUGGACGGGCGACAUCCCAGCGCACGACGUCUGGCAGCAGAGCCGCCAGGACCAGCUGCUGGCCCUGCGCACCGUCACCGGGCUGCUGCGCCGGCACCUGGGCGCCCUGCCCGUCUACCCGGCCGUGGGCAACCACGAGGCCACCCCCGUCAACGCCUUCCCCCCGCCAUACGUGCGGGGCAACCAGUCCUCCGCCUGGCUGUACGACGCCAUGGCCCAGGCAUGGCAGGACUGGCUGCCCCCCCCGGCGCUGCAGACCCUCCGGGCCGCCGGUUUCUACACGGUGCAGGUCUGGCCCGGGCUGCGCCUUGUCUCCCUCAACAUGAACUUCUGCUCCCAGGCCAACUUCUGGCUCCUCAUCAACUCCACCGACCCCGCGGGGCAGCUGCAGUGGCUGGUGGGGGUCCUGGCGGCCGCCGAGCAGGCGGGGGAGAAGGUGCACAUCAUCGGGCACAUCCCCCCGGCCCACUGCCUGCGCAGCUGGAGCUGGAACUACUACCGCAUCGUCAACAGGUUUGAGGGCACCAUCGCGGCUCAGUUCUUCGGGCACACGCACGUGGACGAGUUCGAGAUGUUCUACGACGAGGAGACGCUGACGCGCCCCGUCUCCAUCGCCUUCGUGGCCCCCAGCGUCACCACCUACAUCAACCUCAACCCCGGCUAUCGCGUGUACGAGGUGGAUGGCGCCUACCCCGGCAGCUCCCACGCCGUGCUGGACCACGAGACCUUCAUCCUCAACCUCACCGAGGCCAAUGCACCGGGGGCAGAGCCACGCUGGCAGCGCCUCUACCGCGCCCGCGAGGCUUACGGGCUGCCCAGCGCCUUCCCGGCCGACUGGGACCGGCUCAUCCGCCGCUUCCAGGACGAUGAGCGCCUUUUCCAGCGCUUCUGGUUCCACUUCCACAAGGGCCACCCGCCCCGCGAGCCCUGCCUGGCCGCCUGCAAGGCAGCACUGCUCUGCGCCCUGCGCACCGGCCGCUCCGCCGACCCCGGCCUUUGCCAGCCCCUGCGCCCGGCGCUGCCCUUCGCGCACAUCCAGGCGCUCUGGCGGCAGUGGCGGCUCUGCUGAGGG
Molecule: messenger RNA, 1785 nt
Organism: Gavia stellata (red-throated loon)
Lineage: Eukaryota; Metazoa; Chordata; Aves; Gaviiformes; Gaviidae
Gene: SMPD1
Product: sphingomyelin phosphodiesterase 1
Exons: 6
Coding region: 1-1782 (593 amino acids)
Biological process (GO): ceramide biosynthetic process; sphingomyelin catabolic process
Cellular component (GO): lysosome
Molecular function (GO): acid sphingomyelin phosphodiesterase activity
Source: RefSeq, a predicted model, not a curated record